Molecule: messenger RNA, 1902 nt
Organism: Acanthosepion pharaonis
Lineage: Eukaryota; Metazoa; Mollusca; Cephalopoda; Sepiida; Sepiidae
Source: the annotation of a GenBank genome assembly
AUGCUGUCAUGUCAAGCUCAAUUUUCAUUUAAACCAGCAAAGUGCGUCGUCACUGAUAAGUAUUUCCGCGUCAUUUUGCCCUUACUGGAGUCUUUAAAGUAUACAUUAUCCUGUAAUGUUCAUUAUCUAUCUAUCUAUCUAUCUAUCUAUCUAUCUAUCUAUCUCUUACUGUCUUACAAAUCUAUUUUGACUUGUCCUUUUCAGAUAUGUCGUGUUAUUUUCAUAUCUAUCUAUCUAUCUAUCUAUCUAUCUUACAAAUCUAUUUUGACUUGUCCUUUUCAGAUAUGUCCUGUUAUCUAUCUAUCUAUCUAUCUAUCUAUCUAUCUAUCUAUCUAUCUAUCUUAUAAUCAAAUUCACCCACUUUUCUUUCACCCCACCUUUCUUUUUUUGUCUGAAGCGAUUUCCUUUAUUUUCUUAUUCUAUUCUUCCUUCCUUCCUUCCUUCCUUCCUUCCUUCCUUCCUUCCUUCCUUCCUUCCUUCCUUUUCCUGCCUUCUUUCCUACCUGCUUUCCUUCCUUCGUUCCUUCCUUCGUUCGUUCCUUCCUUCUCUUUCUUCCUCCCUUCCUUCGUGCUUUUCUUGCUUCCCUCCUUCGUUCCUUCCUUCCUUCUUUGCUACCUUCCUUCCUUCCUUUCCGUCCUUGCUUCCUUCCUUCUUGCCUUCCUUUCCUUCCUUGCUUCCCUUCCUUCCUUCCUUGCUUCCUUCUUGCCUUCCUUCCUUGCUACCUUCCUUCCUUCCUGCUUUCCUUCCUUCCUUGCUUCCCUUCCUUCCUUCCUUCCUUCCUUCCUUCAUUCCUUUCCUUCCUUUCCUUCCUUCGUUCCUUCGUUCGUUCCUUCCUUCGUUCCUUCCUUCCUUCUCUUUCUUCCUUCCUUCCUUCGUGCUUUCCUUGCUUCCCUUCCUUCGUUCCUUCCUUCCUUCUUUGCUACCUUCCUACCUUCCUUCCUUUCCGUCCUUGCUUCCUUCCUUCUUGCCUUCCUUUCCUUCCUUGCUUCCCUUCCUUCCUUCCUUGCUUCCUUCCUGCCUUCCUUCCUUACUACCUUCCUUCCUUCCUGCUUUCCUUCCUUCCUGCCUUCCUUUCUUGCUUCCCUUCCUUCCUUCCUGCCGGCCUUCUUUCCUUCCUUUCCUUUCCUUUCCUUUCCUUUCCUUUCCUUUCCUUUCCUUUCCUUUCCUUUCCUUCCUUCCUUCCUUCCUUCCAUUCGCCGCCAUUAUUUUACUUACUUUCCUUCCUUCCUUCCUUCCUUCCUUCCUUCCUUCCUUCCUUCCUUCCUUCCUUCCUUCCUUCCUCUAAAAUUUUCGGCGGUUUUUCCAUUUUUCCAUUCAAUUACUCACUAUUAUUUUGAUCUAUCUAUCUAUCUAUCUAUCUAUCUAUCUAUCUAUCUAUCUAUCUAUCUAUCUAUCUAUGUCAGUCUCUUCAUUAUCUAUCUAUCUAUCUAUCUAUCUAUCUAUCUAUCUAUCUAUCUAUCUAUCUAUCUAUCUAUGUCAGUCUCUUCAUUAUCUAUCUAUCUAUCUAUCUAUCUACCUAUCUAUCUAUCUAUCUAUCUAUCUAUCUAUCUAUCUAUCUAUCUAUCUAUCUAUGUCAGUCUCUUCAUUAUCUAUCUAUCUAUCUAUCUAUCUAUCUAUCUAUCUAUCUAUCUCAGUCUCUUCAUUAUCUAUCUAUCUAUCUAUCUAUCUAUCUAUCUAUCUAUCUAUCUAUCUAUCUAUGUCCGUCUCUUCAUUAUCUAUCUAUCUAUCUAUCUAUCUAUCUAUCUAUCUAUCUAUCUAUCUAUCUAUCUAUCUAUGUCAGUCUCUUCAUUAUCUAUCUAUCUAUCUAUCUAUCUAUCUAUCUAUCUAUCUAUCUAUCUAUCUAUCUAUCUAUGUCAUCUAUCUUCAUUAUCUAUCUAUCUAUCUAUCUAUCUAUCUAUCUAA